AUGCUUCCCGCGGGUCCCCUGGGCUUCAUCACACUUGAAGGCAUGGCUCGGAACACCCCGAUAGGAAGGGGCGGGGCCAGGAAUCCUGUGCCCAAUAGGAGGGGAGCGCAGGAGGGAGCCCCGGCUGCGUCCCCGUCGCUAGGGAAACCGCUGCUGCCCGGGGCGGCCAGAGGCCGCACGACGCCGAGCGCGGAGGAGCGGGCCUCGCUGGCUGAGGAGAACGCAGAAGACGAAGCCGGCGCCGACCCGCGACUGCGACUUCUGGGGGCCUACGUGGUCCAGGGCCUGCGGCCGGCUGCGGGCGCCUGGGAGCGCUGCGCGGGCACCGCCGAGGCGGAGCGGCUGCUGCACGCCUUCCUGGGCCGCGAUGCUGCGGAGGGUCCGCAGCCGCUGCUGGUGGUGCGGCCCGGGCCCGGGGGCCUGGCGCUGCGACUCGGGUUGGACGCGGGACCCGACUCUGGCACGCCUCGCGCUAAGGGGCUAUUUUUUCUGCGCACCAGGCCCGAGCCGCCCGGGCCCCACAGCAUCCGCGGCUCGGUGCUCUGCGGGGACAUGCCCGCAGCCCCUCUGGAGCACCUGUCCGCGCUCUUCUCCAAGGCUGUGUCUCUCCAUCCCUCGUGGACACUGGUACUGGGAAGACAGGAAAUGGUUAACAAAGGGGAAUUUCUCUUCGCUCUGGCAGAGGCGCAGGACAUCCACAUGCACCUGAGGCCACUCCACCACCACCUGGAAGCCCUCGAGAGCAUGGAGUUUUCUGAGGUGAAGCCACGGCUUCAGCCUCUCCUCCAUGUGGUCUGUCUCAUUUGGGCCACGUGCGAGUCCUACGACUCCCCAGGGUGGCUCAUGGUGCUGCUCCAGAAACCUGCAACCUUCUCAUCCGGCGGGUUGGCUCUGGCAGAGGCGCAGGACAUCCACAUGCACCUGAGGCCACUCCACCACCACCUGGAAGCCCUCGAGAGCAUGGAGUUUUCUGAGGUGAAGCCACGGCUUCAGCCUCUCCUCCAUGUGGUCUGUCUCAUUUGGGCCACGUGCGAGUCCUACGACUCCCCAGGGUGGCUCAUGGUGCUGCUCCAGACCUGCAACCUUCUCAUCCGGCGGGCCUCUAAUUAUCUCAGCCCAGAAGACCUCUUGAGAAGUGAGGUGGAAGAAAGUCAGAGGAAACUGCAGGUCGUCGUGGACACCUUGAACUUCUUCAAGCAGGUGUUUCAGGAUGGAAGGGAGAAUCUCCACUUUAAAGAGAACCAGGAAGUGAGGGAGUGGGAUUUCCUGUCUGCUUUGGUCUUUGUGUAUGUGGACGGCUUCCUGGGACAACUACUCAUGGUGCAGGAUCUUCUGAACACAACCUUGGACUUCCACAAACUGGAAAAGCUUGAAUUUAGUGUCAUCAGAGGGAAAGCCCUGAGUCAGCAGAUUCAGCAAAUGUACGAGGAAUUUCAAGAGAUGUACAGGGUUUUCUCAGAAUCUUCUUAUGACUGCUUGGACCCCCAAAGCACGGAAUUUGAAAAUGAUGUUUCUGAAUUUAACCAGAGAGUAGAAGAUCUCGACCGAAGACUGGGGACUAUCUUUAUUCAAGCCUUCGAUGACGCACCCAGUUUGGAGUAUGCCUUUAAGCUCAUAGACAUAGCAGGAAAGCUCGUUGAAAGACCACCAGUAGCACAGGAUGUAGCCGAUAAAUACCUGGUGCUCAUCCAAAUGUUCAACAAAGACCUGGAUGCAGUGAGAAUAAUCUACAGUCAGCGUAUCCAGAAGGAGGCAGAAUUCGGGUUCUCCUCAGUGCACAAGAACAUGCCCACUGUGGCCGGGGGUCUCCGCUGGGCGCAGGAGUUCAGACAGCGCAUCCAGGGACCCUUCACCAACUUUGGAUGCAUCACACAUCCAUGCAUGGAAUCAGCUGAAGGAAAGUGCAUGAUAUAAAAAUAUGAAGCCAUGCUCUCCUUGCUGGAAAAAUAUGAGACAAGUCUUUAUGAUGACUGGUGUCAGACGGUAUCAGAGAAGUCACAGUACAAUCUUUCCCAGCCACUUCUGCAACGUGACCCAGAGACGAAGCAGAUCACUGUCAACUUUAACCCACAGCUGAUUUCAGUGCUGAAAGAAAUGAGUUAUCUCGAACCCAGGCAGAUGAAGCACAUCCCCGAGACGGCAGCAGCCAUGUUCUCUUCCAGGGAAUUCUAUCGGCAGCUUGUGGCUAACUUGGAGCUAAUGGCCAAUUGGUACAACAAGGUUUUGAAAAGUCUGCUAGAGGUAGAAUUUCCAUUAGUGAGGAAAGAGCUGCAAAAUAUUGAUCUCUGCCUGAGAGCUGCAGAGGAGACUCUCAACUGGCAAACGGAAGGUAUUUGGGAUUAUGUCAGUCAAAUCACCAAUAAUAUUCAUGAUCUUGAACAAAGAGUUCAGAAAACUAAAGACAAUGUGGAAGAGAUUCAAAACAUCAUGAAAACAUGGGUGUCUCCAAUAUUUAAGAGAAAAGAUGGAAAAAAGGAAUGCCUUCUUUCCAUGGAUGAUCAGCAUGAUCGAGUGCAAAAAUCUUAUAGUCUCAUCAAAGAAUCUGGCCUUAAGAUACACACCCUUAUUCAGGAAAACCUGGGUCUGUUUUCAGCAGACCCAGCCUCUAAUAUCUGGAAGACUUACAUUAAGUACAUCGAUGACAUGUUGCUGGAUGGAUUCUUUCUAGCCAUUGAGUGCUCCCUCAAGUACCUCCUGGAAAAUACUGAAUGUCGAGCAGGACUCACCCCAAUAUUCGAAGCACAGCUGAGCUUAGCAAUCCCAGAAUUAGUUUUCCAUCCGUCCCUGGAGUCUGGAGUGAAGGGUGGCUUCCACGACAUUGUUGAGGGUCUUGUCGCCAGCAUUUUUGGAAUAUCGUCUUUGGUGCCACGGCUUUCCCCACAAAACGGCUCUCCCCACUAUCAGGUUGACGUGGAGGGCAUGGCCCGUUUGGCCAGCAUGAGGAGCACCCUCAUGGAGAGGGUUCAGAGCAUGAUGGCCCUCUGCUGCAGCUAUCGGAACACCUUCAGCCAGUAUUCCUACCUCUACGUGGAGGACCCGAAGGAGGUCCUGAGUCAGUUCCUGUUGUAUGGGCGUGUCCUCACACCCGAGGAAAUUGAAGCCCAUGCAGAAGAUGGCAUCCCAGAGAACCCUCCCCUCCUCCAUCAAUUUAAAUCGCAGAUCGACUCCUAUGAAAAGCUCUAUGAAGACGUGUGCAGGCUGGAGCCCAUCAGGGUGUUUGAGAGCUGGAUGAAAAUUGAUGUGCGACCCUUUAAAGCAUCUCUACUGAAUGUAAUUAAGAAGUGGAGCCUCAUGUUCAAGCAGCAUCCUAUUGACUAUGUCACCGACAGCUUGGCCUACCUUGAAGUGUUUAUAAAAAAUAGUGAGAGUGGCUUGCUCAAGGAAGUUGAAAAAGGCGAUUUUAAAGGAUUGGUUGAGAUUAUGGGACACCUUAUGGCUCUUAAAGAACGGCAGGGCAGCACUGAUGAGAUGUUUGAGCCCUUAAAGCAAACUAUUGAAUUGAUGAAGACCUAUGGACAAGAAUUGCCAAAAACGGUGUUUAAGCAGCUGGAGGAGCUGCCUGAGAAAUGGAACAACAUAAAAAAGAUGGCCAUUACUGCGAGGCAGCAGGUGGCCCCACUGCAAGCGAAUGAAGUGAGCGUCCUCUGCCAGUGGUGCACAGCCUUUGAUGCUGAACAGCAGUGAUUCUGCGAGCAAUUCCACCAAGAAGUUCCCUUCAGAUUUGACAGCAUUGACACUUAUCAAAUGCUGGAUGCCUGGCACACUAAGAUCCAGCAGAUGGAAUCCACCAUGGCCUCCGCUGCAGAGUCCGCCAGCCUGUUUGAGGUUAGUCCAGACUACAAGCAGCUAAAGCAGUGCAGGAAGGAGGUCUGCCAGCUGAAGGAGCUCUGGGACACCGCUGGGAUGGUGACCUCCAGCAUCCGUGCCUGGGAGACCACCAUGUGGAGGGAUAUCAACGUGGAGGCCAUGGACGUGGAGUGCAAGCGGUUUGCCAGGCACAUCCGGAACCUUGGCAAGAAAGUCAGGGGCUGAGAUGCCUUCACGGGCCUGGAAAGCACUGUGCUGAACACUCUGACCUCGCUGAGGGCCGUGGCUGAACUCCAGAAUCCGGCCAUCCGGUGGUGGCACUGGGGGCAGCUGAUGCAGGCCACGGGUGUGAGCUUCACGGUGGGAGAGGGCAUGACACUGGCACAGCUCCUGCAGCUCCAGCUGCACCGCUUUGAGGAUGAGGUCUGGGGCAUUGUGGACAAAGCAGUGGAGGAGAUGGGGAUGGAGAAGACCUUGAAGGAGCUGCAGGCCACCUGGGCCAGCAUGGAGUUCCAGUAUGAGCCCCACCUGUGAACCAACGUCCCCCUGCUGUGGUCGGACAAAGGCCUCACUGAGGUCCUGGAGGAUAACCAAGUGCAGCUUCAGAACCUGAUGACGUCCAAGUAUGUUGCUUUCUUCCUAGAGGAAGUGUGGGGCUGGCAGAGGAAGCUGUCCACAGCCGAUGCUGUCAUCGCCAUCUGGUUUGAUGUGCAGUGCACAUGGUCUCAUCUGGAGAGUAUAUUCAUUGGAUCUGAUGAUAUCCGGGCUCAGCUGCCCCAGGAUUCUAAAAGAUUUGAAGGGACUGAUGCUGACUUUAAGGAGCUAGCUUGUGAUGCUCAGAAAACUCCGAAUGUAGUGGAAGCCACCACCAAAGCAGGUCUUUACGAAAAACUGGAAGAUAUUCAGAGCAGAUUGUACCUGUGUGAGAAAGCCCUGGCAGAGUACCUGGAUACCAAAAGGCUUGCCUUCCCUAGGUUUUACUUUCUCUCUUCUGAUUUGUUAGACAUUCUUUCCAAUGGCACAGCUCCACAACAGUCUUGUGACAACAUCUACAAGGGCCUGGCUCAGACAGGUGCCUGGGGCUGUUUUGAUAAGUUUAAUCGAAUCUCCGUGGAAGUCUUGUCCGUGGUGGCCGUACAGGUGAAAAGCAUUCAAGAUGCAAUUCGAGAUAAAAAGCAGCGGUUUGGCUUCCCUGGGGAGGCGAUUAGCCUGAACCCCUCUGUGGGUAUCUUCAUCACCAUGAACCCUGGCUACGCUGGCCACACAGAGCUGCCGGAGAAACUCAAGGCCCUCUUCAGGCCUUGUGUGAUGGUUGUUCCCAACUUUGAGUUGAUCUGUGAGAUCAUGUUGGUGGCAGAAGGAUUCAUUGAAGCCCAGUUAUUAGCCAGAAAAUUCAUCACUCUCUACCAGUUGUGCAAAGAGCUUCUCUCCAAACAGGAUCACUACGACUGGGGCCUGCAGGCCAUCAAGUCUGUGCUGGUGGUGGCAGGAUCCCUGAAGCGAGGGGACUCUGACCGGCCUGAGGACCAAGUCCUGAUGCGCUCCUUGCGAGACUUCAACAUCCCCAAGAUUGUGACUGAUGACAUGCCAGUGUUCAUGGGCCUGAUUGGGGCCCUGGACGUCCCUUGGAGGAGAGACCUCAACUUUGAAGGUUUGGUUAGGAAGGCGGUGGUGGAUCUGAAGCUCCAGGCUGAAGACAACUUUGUGCUCAAGGUGGUCCAGCUGGAGGAGCUCCUGGCAGUGCAGCACUCAGUGUUCAUGGUGGACAGUGCCAGUGCUGGCAAGUCCCAGGUGCUGAGGUCCUUGCACAAGACCUAUCAGAUCAUGAAAUGCCGCCCCGUCUGGACCGACCUCAACCCCAAAGCUGUCACAAAUGAAGAGCUCUUCGGCAUCAUUAAUCCAGCCACACGAGAAUGGAAGGAUGGAUUGUUCUCUUCCAUCAUGCGGGAGCUUGCCAACAUCACCCAUGAUGGGCCCAAGUGGAUCUUACUGGAUGGCGACAUAGAUCCAACGUGGAUAGAGUCUCUCAACACUGUCAUGGACGACAACAAGGUGCUGACCCUGGCUGGCAAUGAGAGGAUCCCUCUGAAUUCCACGAUGUGGAUCCUCUUUGAGAUCAGCCACCUGCGCAUGGCUACCCCAGCCACCGUCUCCAGAGCAGGGAUCCUGUACAUCAACCCAGCAGACCUGGGGUGGAACCCUGCAGUGAGCAGCUGGAUCGACAAGAGGGAAAUCCAGACAGAGCGAGCCAACCUAACCAUUCUGUUUGACAAGUAUCUUCCAACCUGCUUAGACACACUCAGAAUCAGAUUUAAGAAGAUAAUUCCUAUCCCAGAGCAGAGUACGGUGCAGAUGCUCUGCCACCUUCUUGAGUGUCUCCUGACCAAGGAGGACAUCCCUGCAGACUGCCCCAAGGAAACCUAUGAGCUGUAUUUUGUGUUUGCUGCCAUCUGGGCAUUUGGUGGAGUGAUGGUUCAAGAUCAGCUUGUGGACUACCGGGCAGAAUUCAGCAAAUGGUGGCUGACAGAGUUCAAGACAGUCAAGUUUCCUUCCCAGGGAACCAUCUUUGACUACUACAUAGACUCAGAAACCAAGAAAUUUGAGCCUUGGUCCAAGCUCAUCCCCCAGUUUGAAUUUGAUCCCGAGAUGCCUUUGCAGGCUUGUUUGGUGCACACGAGUGAGACCAUCCGAGUGUGCUACUUCCUGGAGCGGCUUAUGGAGCGGCGGUGGCCAGUUAUGCUGCUGGGGACCGCGGGCACCGGCAAAUCAGUGCUGGUGGGAGCCAAGCUGGCCAGCCUCGAUGGCGAGCAGUACCAGGUGAAAAACGUGCCCUUCAACUACUACACCACGUCAGCAAUGCUGCAAGCUGUCCUGGAGAAGCCUCUAGAAAAGAAGGCUGGCAGAAAUUAUGGCCCCCCAGGCAACAAGAAGCUUAUCUAUUUCAUCGAUGACAUGAACAUGCCCGAGGUUGAUGCCUAUGGGACUGUGCAGCCACACACGGUCAUCAGGCAGCAUCUGGACUAUGGCCACUGGUAUGACUGUAACAGGCUGUGCCUAAAGGAGAUCAUGAAUGUACAGUGUGUUUCCUGCAUGAACCCCACUGCAGGCAGCUUCACCAUCAACCCACGGCUUCAGCGCCAUUUCAGUGUGUUCGUCCUCUCCUUCCCGGGAGCAGACGCCCUGUCCUCCAUCUACAGCACCAUCCUGAGUCAGCACCUAAAGCUUGGAAACUUCCCAGCAUCCCUGCAGAGGUCCGUCCCCCCGCUGAUCGACCUCACCCUUAACUUCCACCAGAAGAUUGCCACCACAUUCCUCCCCACAGCCAUCAAAUUCCACUACAUCUUCAAUCUCAGAGACUUUGCCAACAUUUUCCAGGGCAUUUUCUUUUCCUCAGUGGAAUGUGUAAGAUCCACACAGGACCUAAUAAAGCUCUAUGUGCAUGAAUCAAAUCGGGUUUAUCGGGAUAAGACGGUGGAAGAGAAGGACUUUAAUCUUUUUGAUAAAAUCCAGACAGAAGUGGUCAAGAAAAUUUUUGAUGGUAUGGAAGGGACUGUGGAGCAGACACGAAGCCAGGACGUGUAUUGCCAUUUUGCAAAUGGCACUGGCGAGCCCAAGUACCUGCCAGUACAGUUGUGGGAACUUUUGACCCAGACUUUGGUGGAAGCCCUGGAGAACCACAAUGAAGUCCACACAGUGAUGGACCUGGUGCUCUUUGAGGAUGCCGUGCACCACGUCUGCCAUAUCAAUCGCAUCCUGGAGUCCCCCCGGGGAAAUGAUCUCCUGGUUGGUGUAGGCGGGAGCGGCAAGCAGAGUCUGACCAGGCUUGCGGCCUUCAUCAGCUCCAUGGAUGUAUUCCAGAUCACGCUGCGGAAGGGCUACCAGAUCCCAGACUUCAAGGUGUACCUGGCCCGUUUGUGCCUGAAAGCCGGGGUAAAGUAUAUCAGCACAGUGUUCCUCAUGACUGAUGCCCAAGUGGCUGAUGAGAAGUUCCUUGUGCUCAUCAAUGAUCUCUUGGCAUCUGGAGAGAUCCCAGAUCUCUACGCUGAUGAUGAAGUCGAGAACAUCAUAAACCAUGUGGGGAAUGAAGUCAAGAGCCAAGGUCUGAUUGACAGCAGAGAGAACUGCUGGCAGUUCUUUAUUGGUCGGGUCUGACGACAGCUGAAGGUGACUCUCUGUUUCUCCCCUGUGGGGAACAAGCUGAGGGUCUGCAGCAGGAAGUUCCCAGCGAUUGUGAACUGCACAGCCAUCGCCUGGUUCCAUGAGUGGCCUCAGCAGGCACUGGAGUCUGUCAGCCUCCGCUUCUUGCAGAGCACAGAGAGCAUUGAGCCCAAGGUCAAGCAGUCAAUCAGCAAGUUCAUGGCUUUUGUCCACACAAGUGUCAACCAAAUGUCCCAGUCUUACCUGAGCAACGAGCAGCGCUACAACUACACUAAUCCCAAAUCAUUUCUGGGGUUCAUCAGACUCUACCAGAGCCUGCUGCACAGCAACGGGAAAGAGCUCAAGUCCAAGAUGGAGCGGCUGGAGAAUGUGCUGAAGCUCCACAGCACGUCUGCCCAGAAACAGGACCAAAAGUUACAGCUGAGCUCCCCCAGCAGCCGGGCGUGCCCUCGACUGUGGUCUGCUCUGCUGUCUUUCACUGACGUGAGAAUCCCGAUCCCCUGA
This is a messenger RNA of Manis javanica (Malayan pangolin), 8469 nucleotides long. The record is from RefSeq and is a predicted model, not a curated record. Lineage: Eukaryota; Metazoa; Chordata; Mammalia; Pholidota; Manidae.